AUGGCGGAAACAAAUCAGAUGACUCGGAAGAGGAUGCGAUUCUCGUCUUCUUCAGCUAGUGAGAUCCUCACGACAGGCAAAUCACUGAAUCAGAGAGACCGCUCUGGCCGAAUCGCAGCCGCCGUAUCUCACACCGGAAACUUAUUUAAGGUCAAGCAAUCGCCAUCUUUCAUCGGUAAAAUCGAGUCGAAAAUCAUUCGGACUUAUCCUCGUGUCACCAUCAAGGAUCUGCGUCUCAGACGCGUCUUCUCUCCGACUUCGAUCCCCACCGACUGGGAAUUUAAAACCAAAGUGGAACAAAUUGAGGAAUAUCCUUGCGCAUCCCGGAGUUCGAACUUUGAGAAAGAAGGAACCAAAACCAAUGGUGGUGGUUUAGGAAAUGGCGAAACAGAAGACUCUCUACAAGCCACACCACAUGAUCCAGAAUUCUUAAGCACCGAGCUUAUCCGUGAAGAGAUCAAUGUACAAGCUGUGAAGGAAAGGGGUACUAAUUUCUGUAGCAAAUCGGUUCUUCAUCCAUGUUCUCGAGCUAAGAUAUUCAACAACCCUGGAUCCUUCAGCUACAAGAGACUGCUUCCGUACUUGAUGCAAGCUGCAGAUGAUGGAACAUCUUCAGGCCGGUGUUCAAAACCUGAGAAAUCUUUUGGCCAGAAUCCUCCAAAUAUAAAUUUGUCUUGUGACAAAGAAACUGGGGAAACUCCUGAAGAUCCAAAGGAGGGAGUAAGUGAAAUGAUGACAGCCAAGUGUCAACUUCCUGAAACCACCGAACCUGUUUUGCAAUCUGUGGACAGGGUCGUUAAUCAACAUUCAGCUGGAAGCUUGUGUGGAAACACCAGUCCUUUGAAGAGGGUUAUUGUGUCCAGCCCCAACAAGAAAUCUGCAUGCUCUCGGCGUAAGUUAUUUAAAACACCAGGUUCUGUUAAUUACAGAAGAAUGCUUCCAUAUCUCAGAGAUAUUCAAGAGGAUAAUCCUUGCAUGCCUGAAACUGUUAAUCAUCCAGAUCGUCAUAAGAACAUAGAGGAGAAUACUCCAUCAUCAAUGUUAGUCUCUGAGAAUGAUGGGACACAGGAUAUAGUGACACCAAAUGUUGAUAGAGAAUCAGAUACAUGCUCUAACGAAAACAAAGAGCUUCUUCCUUGUGAAGCUGUAUCUAUAUCUCCAGAACGGUCUGAUCUUGACAAGGAACAAGAAACUCAAGUUAAGCAUGUUAUCCUGGAUGCUGAAACGAACUUGGAAAUUCCUCACAAUGUUUUGGUCUCUGAGGUCCCACUAUCAUCUCCUCACAAUGUUUUGGUUUCUGAGGUCCCAUUAUCAUCUCCUCACAAUGGUUUGGUCUCUGAGGUCCAUUUAUCUUCUCCUCUUGUUGGUUCAAGAAGUUUAAGUGAGGUUUCUAAAUCUGCAUUGGACAACACAUUUAUCGACAACGUGGUGGGCGAAGAAAACAUGAAUGGUGCAGAGAGAACAGAAGCUAAAACCAGCGCAGAUAGUUCGAAUCUAACAGCUGAGCAGCUAGACCCUUCUGCUGAAAUGGAAACUCCUUCCUCCGUUUCUCCAUCGAAAGGGAUUCUAAAAAGAAGUAUAAGAGGAUGUAGAGGGAUAUGCUCUUGUUUGAAUUGCUCCUUGUUCCGCCUAAACGCAGAGAGAGCAUUUGAGUUCUCGAGGAAUCAGUUACAAGAUACUGAAGAAAUGGUUUUGGAUCUAGUUGGAGAAAUAUCUCUUCUCAGGGAUAUGUUGGAGAAAUAUGGUUCAGCAGAUCACAAUGAAUCCUACAAAAGUCAGGCUGGAGAAGCUUCAAAGAGAGCUUAUGAGGCUGCAGAGCUUGCAAAAAGCCGCCUCCUCCAGAUGAACGAUGAUCUUCAAGUUCACUGCAGAAUCCCCAAGGAACAACGAGCAAGAGUGAAAUUCGCUCACUACGUUCACGAGAAGACGAUCCUAAAAGCAUCCGAACCUAACAACUUGAUCCAUACAUCACCCUCAAGCAACUAG
Messenger RNA from Arabis nemorensis, 1986 nucleotides. The record is from the annotation of a GenBank genome assembly. NCBI's taxonomy places the organism in Eukaryota, Viridiplantae, Streptophyta, Magnoliopsida, Brassicales, Brassicaceae.